This is a messenger RNA of Mya arenaria, 294 nucleotides long. RefSeq names its product hepatic lectin-like. The record is from RefSeq and is a predicted model, not a curated record. The transcript has 4 exons. The coding region runs from base 1 to 294 and encodes 97 amino acids. Lineage: Eukaryota; Metazoa; Mollusca; Bivalvia; Myida; Myidae.
AUGACUAAAAAGAAUGAUGAGAACGCGUUUAUCAAGGGGCUCAUUGUCAACAGGUUCGCCAAUGAAAGAGAUGCUCAUGUUUGGCUUGGAGCUACAGAUGAAAUAACCGAAGGGGAGUUCGUCUGGAAUGUCAGUAAUCAAAAGGUCAACUACACAGACUGGGGUCCUGGAGAGCCCAACAGCAAUGCACUCAACAUCCGAGAGGACUGCCUGGUUUACUGGGCUCACUACAGCUGGAAAUGGGCUGACUUGGACUGCCAUCAGAAAUGCUAUUUUGUGUGUGAAAUGCCGUAA